Neohortaea acidophila is the source of this 1374-nucleotide messenger RNA. Its product is annotated as histidine phosphatase superfamily. The transcript has 2 exons. Gene Ontology annotation, molecular function: acid phosphatase activity. The coding region runs from base 1 to 1374 and encodes 457 amino acids. The record is from RefSeq and is a predicted model, not a curated record. NCBI's taxonomy places the organism in Eukaryota, Fungi, Ascomycota, Dothideomycetes, Mycosphaerellales, Teratosphaeriaceae.
AUGCAGUCCAUUGUCGUCCUCGGCGCUCUCGCCGCUGUGGCAUCCGCCCAGUGCGGUGAUUCGGUUCAAUUGGGAUACACCUGUGACCCGGAAGUCUCUCACUACUGGGGCGAAUACUCUCCCUUCUUCUCCGUCCCCUCACUCAUUCCUCCCGAAGUCCCUUGGGGCUGUGACAUUACUUUUGCCAGUGUUCUCUCACGGCACGGGGCGAGAUUCCCUACCAGCGGCGACACGAAGGACCUGGUGGGCCUGAUUGAUCAAAUCCACAAGCAAACUACAUCCUACUCCCCUCAAUAUGCCUUCAUCAAAAACUACAACUACACGCUCGGCGCCAAUCUUCUCACCCCAUUCGGCCAGGUGGAGAUGGUCCAGUCCGGGCAGGCCUUUUUUGAGCGCUACGAGAGCCUCGCCCGCAAAUACACUCCCUUCUUCCGCAGUUCCAGUGACGAGAGGGUGAUUGAAUCCGCGCAGAAUUUCAGCCUAGGCUUCCACGAGGCUCGUACGCAGGCCGGCGCAUCCGAUUCCUCAUACCCGUACCCCUUGCAAAUCCUCUCGGAGGAUCCAGGCACCAAUAACACUCUCUUUGCCCAGCAGAUCUGUCCAGUCUACGCCAAUGGCCCGGAUUCGAACAUCAACAAUGCCGCCGAAGACACCUGGGCCAAUGUUUGGAUCGGUCCGGUGCAGACUCGGGUGAAUGACAAUCUCAAGGGUGCGAAUCUUUCGAGCAGCCAGAUCAUUGAACUCAUGGAAUUGUGUCCAUAUAACAGCGUAAACCAGGGCGUCAUCAGCCAGUUCUGCGGCCUCUUUACCGACUUGGAAUGGAAAUAUUUUGAUUACUACAGAACCGUGGACAAGUGGUAUGAAGACAUGCAAGGAAACCCGCUAGGCCCAACGACUGGCGUUGCUUGGGCUGCGGAGUUGAUUGCUCGUAUGACGGACAAUCGAACCUACGUGACGGAUGCGCAGUCUUACACCUCCAUCAACCACACGCUCGACGACUCCCAGGCAACGUUUCCCCUGGGACCAGGAUACCCUCUUUACGCCGACUUUACGCACGAUGACAACAUCUUUUCCAUCUACGGCGCGCUGGGAUUGUACAAUGCGACGAAAAACCUGUCGAACACUACCUACGAAAGCGCCGAGCAGGCGGGCGGCUUCUCCUCGUCGUGGGUAGUUCCGUUCGGAGGAAGGGGUUAUUUCGAGAAGAUGUCGUGUGUUGGAGAGCCCGAGGAGCUGGUCAGAGUCGUCAUCAACAACCGCGUGGUCCCCCUGCAAAACUGCGGCGCCGAUUUGUUGGGAAGAUGCCAAUUGAGCAAGUUCGUGGCGAGUCAAACGUUUGUCACUGACGGAGGACUCUGGAACCAAUGCUAUUAG